GCCGCCACCCUCAGAGCAGAGCGGUUCGGGCCCCACUUCCUGCUUCCGGUGCCGGGCUAUAAGAGCCGCUUCCGGCGGGGCGAGCGGGGUUCGGCUGGUUUGUGGCGCUGCGCUUUACGGCACCAUGAACGCCCAUGGGCUCAGCACUGAAAAGGCCGCGGCCUUUACCCGGCGGCUGCGGGCUGAGCCGCAGUUCCUGCUGGCCCAGAACGUGGCGACCUGCAAUGACCCGCUGGAGGUGUGUCUGCAGCGGCAGGUGGUGCAGGACACCAUCCAGGUCUUCCAACAUGCGGUGCCUGCUGAGGGCAAACCCGUCACCAACCAGAAGAACUCCGGGAGAUGCUGGAUCUUUUCCUGCCUCAAUGCAAUGCGUCUUCCCUUCAUGAAGAAGUACAACAUUGAAGAGUUUGAGUUCAGCCAGUCGUAUCUCUUUUUCUGGGACAAGGUCGAACGUUGUUACUACUUUCUAAAUGCCUUUGUGGAAACAGCUCAGAAAAAGGAGCCCAUAGAUGGAAGGCUGGUGCAAUACCUGCUCUUAAACCCCACAAACGAUGGAGGCCAGUGGGAUAUGCUGGUUAAUAUUGUAGAAAAGUAUGGUGUUGUUCCCAAGAAGUACUUUCCUGAAUCUCAUACCACAGAGGCUACUAGAAGGAUGAAUGAGAUCUUGAAUCAUAAGAUGAGAGAGUACUGUUUGCGGCUGAGAAACAUGGUGGCAACUGGAACAAAUAAGGAGGAACUUUGUGCUGCGAUGGAUACUAUGAUAGAAGAGGUAUUCAGAAUAGUGAGUACCUGCCUGGGCAACCCCCCGGAGACCUUCUGCUGGGAGUUCCGGGAUAAGGAGAAGAGCUACCACAAAUUUGGUCCUAUGACACCGGUGCAGUUCUACAACGAGCACGUGAAGCCUCUCUUCAAUAUGGAGGACAAGGUUUGUCUAGUGAAUGAUCCUCGACCUCAGAACCCAUACGGCCAGCUGUACACAGUGGAGUACCUGGGCAACAUGGCAGGAGGGAGGAAGACUCUCUAUAACAACCAGCCUAUCGAUGUCUUGAAAAAAUUGGCUGCAACGUCUAUUAAGGAUGGAGAGGCUGUGUGGUUUGGCUGCGACGUUGCAAAGCACUUCUAUGGCAAACUGGGAAUCAACGACUUGAAUAUAUAUAACCAUGAGCUGGUGUUUGGUGUCUCUGUCAAGAACAUGAACAAGGCAGAGCGUUUGAUCUUUGGAGACUCCUUGAUGACCCACGCCAUGGUCCUGACAGCUGUCUCGGAGAAGGAUGGGCAAGAAGACUGCUUUGAAAAGUGGCGAGUGGAAAAUUCCUGGGGUGAAGAUCGUGGAAAUAAAGGUUACCUGAUCAUGACGGAUGACUGGUUCACUGAGUACGUGUAUGAAGUUGUGGUGGAUAAGAAGUAUGUGCCAGAAGAUGUCUUGGCAGUGAUGGAGCUAGAACCCAUUGUUUUGCCUGCAUGGGACCCCAUGGGGGCCUUAGCCAAGUGAACUACAGAAUAUUUGCCUCUUAACGGUCAACCAGAUUAGAUGCAAUAGAGAAUCCCAGUGGUUGGAAGCCAUAGCCAAAUGAUAAUGUGACCAAGCACUCAGCAUGGUCCGCAUCCUUGAAAAGUAAGUUAAGGAUCUUUGGGAAAUAGCGCUUUACUGACUUGGCUGAAUUAAAGCCCUCAGACAGGAUACUCUGCAAAACUAAAAAGGGAAAAGGGAAAAAAAAACAACCUCACAAUGAAAUAUAUUACAAGUGCUGUCAAUGGUGGUUUGGUUUUAUCAAUUUUAAAUUAAGAAACAGUCAGCUUAGUAAUAAAGUAGAACCGUUUUAACCAGUGUUUUCCUUAGAAAAGAUGACGGUAGAAGGCCAUUCCUUAGCAUGAACAGCUAAGUGUUGGAACAAACAUGUCAAGAUAUUUAUAAUUAACCAUUUGUGGUCUAUCUUAUACCACAAAAGAAUGCCCAAGGUAUUUUAUACUCUUUCAUUAUUAAUUCUCUUGAAGGAGGAAGUUUUCAAGGGUACACACUGCUGAAGCUGCGGAACCUUAGAGAAGAUUCACCUUAUUUACCCUUAGAAAACUUAUCUUCCAGCAGCACUGGGGGAAAAUAACCUGAGGUUUCCAGUUUCACUUGUUUUUAUUCUUCAGUUACCGAGGUAGGAUUGGAUAACCCACAUUGAGGCCCAUCAUGUCUGUGUGCACAGGAGCGCUAUUUUUCAGUUACAUUAGCAAGAACAACCAUAAAUGUUCCCGGAUGGAGUUAGUGUCAUGCUGAACAGGAAAAAAAAAAGAAGUUAAUUGCUGCAUUUUAUUUGGGUGUUUUCAAAAACGAGAUGGUGCUACGAAGCUUUUGAAUAAACAGUUUCUUAAGUGA
Molecule: messenger RNA, 2365 nt
Organism: Coturnix japonica (Japanese quail)
Lineage: Eukaryota; Metazoa; Chordata; Aves; Galliformes; Phasianidae
Gene: BLMH
Product: bleomycin hydrolase
Biological process (GO): response to toxic substance; L-homocysteine catabolic process; proteolysis
Cellular component (GO): cytoplasm
Molecular function (GO): cysteine-type aminopeptidase activity
Source: RefSeq, a predicted model, not a curated record